This is a messenger RNA of Zerene cesonia (dogface butterfly), 2394 nucleotides long. RefSeq names its product homeotic protein ultrabithorax (gene Ubx). The transcript is spliced from 3 exons. Gene Ontology annotation, cellular component: nucleus. The record is from RefSeq and is a predicted model, not a curated record. Bases 473 to 1249 code for a protein of 258 amino acids. Gene Ontology annotation, biological process: negative regulation of transcription by RNA polymerase II; anterior/posterior pattern specification. Gene Ontology annotation, molecular function: DNA-binding transcription factor activity, RNA polymerase II-specific; RNA polymerase II cis-regulatory region sequence-specific DNA binding. Lineage: Eukaryota; Metazoa; Arthropoda; Insecta; Lepidoptera; Pieridae.
AGGCGGCGCGCGGGGCGGCGCGCGUGCUCUCGGUACCGCGCUCAGUAGAUUGCGUGAGCCGAGUCGCGCUGGUCGCACUCGCUGUACAGUCGCGCGCUCCCGCCACUCGCGACUGCAAACUUCGCUCGCGCUCGUCCCGACACAUGUCCCACACUGAAACCCUGAAAGCGCACGUGACUCAGCCGUCGAGCUGGCCACACACGGUACCGCUUAAAAACUCGUAAAAUCGCGGCACGCGCCUACAAGUCGUAAAAUAAUCGUAAAAAGUAAACACACGUCAACCGGCCUUUAUCGCCGACGAAGCCCAUUAUGACGCUCGAGUGACGUUUAAUAGGCAAUAAAAUUAAUAAAGUUUAAUAUUCACUCUGUCUAUAUUCGGAGUGACUGCGAGGUCGCGUUAUCACGGCGCGUGGGGCCGCAAUGACAUAAGUGUUUUCUAACAGAGUGACGUUAGUGACAGUGACUGUUCACCAUGAACUCUUACUUCGAGCAGGGCGGUUUCUACGGGGCCCACGGAGUGCACCAGGGCGGCGGUGGCGGCGACCAGUACCGUGGCUUUCCCUUGGGCUUGACGUACGCCCAGCCUCACGCCUUGCACCAGCCCAGACCGCAAGACUCGCCUUACGAUGCGUCAGUUGCUGCCGCUUGUAAGCUUUACGCUGGCGAACAGCAGUACGCAAAAGCAGAUUGUUCAAAGGCUGGUGCAGACCAACAGAAUGGGUACGGAGGCAAGGAAGCGUGGGGUUCUGGGCUUGGAGCUUUAGUGCGGCCUGCCGCGUGCACCCCAGAAGCCAGGUACAGCGAGUCGUCGAGUCCAGGACGAGCCCUUCCGUGGGGGAACCAGUGCGGCCUGCCGGGAGCAGCGGCCUCAGCACAGCCAGUCCAGCAUCAACCCAGCAACCACACGUUCUACCCCUGGAUGGCCAUUGCAGAUAGGGUGUUAUUAGGAGCCAACGGCCUAAGAAGACGAGGGAGACAGACGUACACGAGAUAUCAAACGCUAGAAUUAGAAAAGGAAUUCCACACAAACCACUACCUCACGCGGAGGAGACGCAUCGAAAUGGCGCACGCGCUCUGUCUUACGGAGCGGCAAAUAAAAAUAUGGUUCCAGAAUCGAAGGAUGAAGCUUAAGAAGGAGAUUCAGGCGAUAAAAGAAUUAAAUGAGCAGGAGAAGCAGGCACAAGCACAGAAAGCAGCUGCGGCUGCGGCGGCGGCCGCCGCGGCCGCGCAGGGCCACCCCGAGCACUAGGCGCGAGCCGCGAGCCGCGAGCCGCGUGCGUGCGUAGCGCAGUGAUACGAUUGCAAUCCGAACUGUCCCUAUUUUGUGUUUGUAAAUUGUUUGUAAUUAUUUUCGUUAUUUAAGUGUUGUUCGGUUGUUGUGAUUAUUUUUUAAAUCGAUUGUCACGAAUCAGACGUGUUUCUUUGUAUGAGCGUUGAAUAAACUGUUAAUGUUAGUAUAGAAACGGGUCGUAUUAUUUUGUGUUUCGGGUUUUGUUUUUGUUGAUUUAUUGAAUUAUUUACGUAUAUUUUAAUUCGCGCUAUCGUCUUAGAUGUUCGCGUUUGAAAACCAGUGCAAUUUGUAGAAAUCUCUUCCGUGUAUCAUAGUGUAGCUCUAUUGUAGUGAUAUGAUUAUGAGCGACCGUAGCGCUAGCGCCCAUCGUCGUCGGCGAAACGAACUAUAAUUACAUUGUACAAAUUAAUAUGCCUACCAAAGAGACUCGGUCUCGUACCCUUAAAGUUAAAGCUAAGUAAGAAGAGUCAUAAGUUAAAUAAAUUAUGUACCGGAAUAUCGGACUCGUGUGUAGACAGACUAACCGCGCCAUCUAACCUUCAAUACUCUCGCAUAAGUAUAGUGUAAACGUGGUCGUGUUCCUGCAGAUUUCAUAGUCGGUGAAGUUAAACAAAUUGCCAUAAACAUAAGUAGGUAUUAUUUAGCACGUAGCCGUGUAAAUAGUUAGGAAUAUAGUAAUGAAAGUGACGAGUUUGCGAUUGCGCGAGCGCCGUGGAAUGGGCAGAAAAAGACUACGGGAAGAGUGCGGGCAAAGAGAGAGGCAAGGCGGGCGGGGAGAGGGGAGGCGCCGCCGGCCACCGAACAGGACUAGGUAAGUUUUUGUCAAAGUCCGCGGCAUUAUUUAUCGAGUGGAGACGGUUGCGAAAAACUUACUCGUCACCAACCGAUUCCCGACGCCAUUUUUGAAAUCGUCCAAGCGAGACGUCUAUGGAUAGCUGCCUCAAUGUUUUAAUUUACUAAGUCGAGCCUUUUGAUGUUUUCCGACCGCCUCCCUCGGCUAUCGAAAUGUGAACGGUGCUUUCGAUGUGCAAAACCAUAACAUUUUAUUAACAAUCGGAAAGAUAAAAGUCAAAAUGAAAUUAAAAUAACCGUAAAGUACCCUU